This is a messenger RNA of Branchiostoma belcheri (Belcher's lancelet), 614 nucleotides long. Its product is annotated as lactadherin-like. The coding region runs from base 54 to 614 and encodes 186 amino acids. Lineage: Eukaryota; Metazoa; Chordata; Leptocardii; Amphioxiformes; Branchiostomatidae. The transcript has 4 exons. The record is from RefSeq and is a predicted model, not a curated record.
CUGGACAAGAGACAUCACCAUGUGGCCCGAGCCUUCCCAAAGUGUGCACCUGCAUGGAUGGUAACUAUGGCAACGGUGGCACCUGCACGGCGUGCACCUGCUCACACGAUGGAGAAGCCGUGUUCUCUCGAGACUGCACGUAUCCCAUUGGAAUGGAAUCUGGCGCCAUACCUUAUGACAGCAUCACUGCAUCCUCUACCUGGGGUGUUAAUCACGAGUCCUACCGCGGUCGGUUGAACAAAGUUACUGGUGCCGGCGCUUGGGCAGUCAGAACCAACACCAUCGGGGAAUGGCUACAGGUGGAUUUAGGAGAAAUGGGGACCGUCACAGGCACCAUCAUCCAGGGUCGCUAUAGUCUCGAUCAGUGGGUGACCUCCUACAAACUACAGUACAGUGUAGAUGGUCUUAGUUGGAUCACGUAUGCAAGACGCGAUGGCUCCGAAGAGGUGUUUCCAGGCAACACCGACAGGAACACCCCUGUAACUAACCUGCUGGACAGUCCCAUUAAUGCCCAGUACGUGCGUUUCCUGCCUCAAUCCUGGCAGAACCAUAUGAGUAUGAGGGUGGAGGUUCUAGGCUGCAGCGUCAACGGUGGGUUUCUGUUGAAUAGUUGA